Molecule: messenger RNA, 4410 nt
Organism: Danio aesculapii
Lineage: Eukaryota; Metazoa; Chordata; Actinopteri; Cypriniformes; Danionidae
Gene: frmd8
Product: FERM domain containing 8
Exons: 10
Coding region: 153-1559 (468 amino acids)
Biological process (GO): negative regulation of canonical Wnt signaling pathway
Cellular component (GO): cytoskeleton; plasma membrane
Source: RefSeq, a predicted model, not a curated record
UCCGGUGGGCGCUGUUUUAAGAACAUUAUCCAGCUGCGCUGGUGCUGCCGUCAUACUCGUAGCUCUUUAUGUAACUUAAUCCUUCCAAAUAUUGAUGCUUUGAGUUUGUUUUGAUCAAAAAACGAGCGUCUGAAUCGAAGGAGAGUGUCUCGAUGGAGGGAGAUGAUGGCGACUUCCCCCCUGAGCCAUCAGAACAUUCUCUUUCCCAGCGAGGAAGUGUGGCUUCCUCAGUCACCAGAGCUCAGGAUUUGUUGGUGUACUUGGCAAAUGACAGUGCAGUGCACUUGACUCUGGAGGGUCUCGGUUGCAUGAAUGCGCAGGAGCUCGGCCGCAAUGUUCGGGAGGCCCUCAACAUUCCCAACUCCGCUGCUGAUGUGUUCGCUUUCUGGUUCUGCUCUCCUUUGCUUGAACUGCAGUUGAAGCCGAAACAUCUGCCUUACAAGCUGUGUCGUCAGUGGCAGGACCUGCUGUACCGCUUUACUGAGGCCCCUACAGAAGACAUUUCUUUAGAUGAACCAAGUCUGCUGUUCAAACGAAGUGUUUUUUAUCCACGGGCAAAAGAACUUCAGAUUGAAGAUGAAGGAGUGUUGAGGCUGCUUUAUGAUGAAGCGAAGAUGAACAUCUUGGAGGGUCGGUACCCAUGUGACCCUGAACACUGGCUGACGCUAGGCGCAUUGUCCUGUGCCAUCGAGUUAGGGACUGAACUAGAUGACCAGGCCCUCACAGCAGCAAUCAGAGAGAAGAAGCUGUCCUCAUUCCUUCCAGCCCAUGCCGCACUAGGAGGAGGAGGUUUUCUGUCCACACUUCGGGGGAGAGGUGGGAGGAAUGCAGAGAUGGAGCAAAACCUUGUAAAGGAGUGCCGUUCAGUCUGCUCCUCUGCUGCCAGCCAGGAGACCAUCGCUCUGCUGCGCCAGUACCUCAGGAGCUGCCACAACCUGCCUUACUACGGAUGUGCUUUUUUCGCGGGUGAGAUCGAUAAGCCAGCUCAGGGUCUCCUUCACAGAGGUGGGCGUAAGGCAGUGAGCGUGGGCAUCAGUCUGGAAGGAGUGUAUGUCAUGGACGUGAAAGAGAAGCAUGUCCUCCUGGGACUGAAGUUCACUGAGCUUUCCUGGGAUCACAGCUAUCCAGAGACGGAGGGAGACUCGCAUAUACUCUGGCUGGAGUUUGAUGGGGAGGAAGCUGGCACCCCUGUCAAUAAGUUAUUAAAGAUUUAUUCAAAGCAGGCUGAACUUAUGAGUGGUCUUAUUGAGUUUUGUGUGGAGCUACGCUCUGUUAGCGAGUCAGCAGCCACGGGUACAGACGGUGAGGUCACACCUUCCCAUGAACCUACAAGUCCAGAAACCAACAACAAAACUCGAGAGCGACGGCAGGGGAAACUACGCAGACAGAACAGUGUGGUCUGUAGCCGAGUCCAUUCCCUCAGCACCAUUAACUAUGUUGAUGACGGCAAAGAAAUCAAACGUUUGAAACCCAAAAGAGCAGCUUCUUUCUUCACGAGACAAGCGCAGCCUCCCACUUACUCUGCUGUUCAGGUGACUGAAAGUUUAGAGCAAGGGUGAACCCAACACCUCAACACUGCCCUCUUCUGCCAGGUGACCAAAACUACAUCUGUCCAUUGAGAUCCUCAGAGACGCAGUGCAAAACCAUCUGAAUGGACAGAUCGGACCAAGAUCACAGACCGAAGAGCUGAACCACUAUUUAUAGAUGAUUUGUGCAUGAUUCCGCAGGUUUAAGUUAAAACUUUUUCUCUGUUGGCUGUUAAAAAAUAAGAAUGUGAAAUUCACUUCUCUUAUCCGUCAAACAUUUUGGUGCAAGAGCAAGGCUAAGAAGCGAUCUGAAAGCUCUGGGUAGGUCACUGUUCUGAAUGUAGUCUACUAUGCAACCAUCAAACCAAACUACAUCCCAGUGGCUGUACAUUAAUAAUCCCUCACUUUGAUCCACUAAUACUGCUAAAACCAGACCUGCUGCACCAAAGGAAACAAUCGAAGCCUCUAGUAUAGGUUGUAAAACUCCUAUAUGCAAAACCAGGGCUGCAGGUUUGGGGCAAAACAUUGCAAAGAAAUAAAGUGGGAUUCUGAAUGUGUAAAGUUCUUUUCUGUCCAUGUUUGCAUAUGCAGACUUUAGACUUCUACUGAGCAACAGGACAGAUGUGAGUUCUGUUAAAUAAUGGCAAUAGGUUGAGCUUGUUCACUAGCUUGUUGCUCAGGAGAAUCAUGCCUUUCUGAUGGAGUGCACUCACUGUAAUGCACUGCAGAAAUCAAUCCAGGUGAUUCAUUAGCAUAAUCUGCAUUUGUAAAGCAGAGAGAAUGUUAAUACAUGAAAUUACGAGAUGAUUGGAGGCUUGAUGAUCAAUGACAAUGUACAUCUGCUUUUUCUAUUUCCUGAUGCUUUUCAAAUGUAUGAAGCUCUAAUCAUACUGUGUUUUCUUGUCUGUAAGAAUUUGAAUGUACUGAAUCUCUGAAUAGGUUUUUUUAGUAAUGGUAACACAGGGCACAGCUUUAAGGGGAAUAGUUCACCCAAAAACAAAAUGACCUCAUUUUUUUGUCUUCCUUUUGAACACAAAAGAAAAUAUUUUGAAGAAUGCUGGGUGCUUGAUUUUUGAAGUCAAUGGGUGCUUGCAGCCAGCAUUUAUCAAAAUAUCUUGUGUGUUCAACAGAAAAACAACUUGAGUAAAAUGAAUUCUGACUUUAUAACUCGGAAUUUUGACUUUAUAACUUGGAAUUCUGUCUAUAUAACUCGGACUUGCGACUAACUCAGAAUUGUGACUUUAAAACUAGGAAUUCCUUCUAUAACUCAAUUGCGACUGUAUAACUCUGAAUUCUGUCUAUAUAACUCGGAAUUCUGUCUAUAUAACUCGGAAUUCUGUCUUUAUAACUCAGAAUUGCGACCUUAUUACUCGGAAUUCUGUCUAUAUAACUCGGACUUGCGACUAACUCAGAAUUGUGACUUUAAAACUUGGAAUUCCUUCUAUAACUCAAUUGCGACUGUAUAACUCUGAAUUCUGUCUAUAUAACUCGGAAUUCUGUCUAUAUAACUUUGAUUUGUGACUAUAACUCAGAAUUCUCACUUUAUAACUCGGAAUUGUGAUUUUAUAACUUAGAAUUGCAACUAUAACUCGGAAUUGCGACUUAAUAACUCAGAAUUGUGACUUUAUAACUCAGUAUUUCAACUUUAUAACUCGGAAUUGCGACUUUAUAACUCGGAAUUCUGUCUUUAUAAUUCAGCAUUGCGGCUUUAUAACUCGGAAUUCUGUCUUUAAAACUCAGAAUUGUGGCUUUAUAACUCAGAAUUGUGAUUUUAUAACUCAAAAUUGCUACUAUAACUCCGAAUUUUGUCUUUAUAACUUGGAAUUCUGACUUUAUAACUCCUAUAACUACAUCUCUUAAACCUCUGAUCAGGACAAAACAUCUUGUUGUUUAAUCUGGUAACUGAAACGUCAUGCUAAUUAUUGGGCGUCAUCUGAUCCUCAGUGUCCAAUUACCUGCCCUGUGUCAUUAUUACCAAGCAGUUCAUGGUUCUGAUAGUCUGAAUUGUGUGUAAUUACUAUGUUGAAUUUACGCCUCCUAUUUUGGUAUUAAUGUCAAUGUGCUGCUCAUUUACAGAUGAACUAAAUGUUCAUGUAUCUGUAAAAGCUUAAUGUCAAGUCCUGUUGUCAGGUCCUCGCUUACCACACCACUGUAUAUUUAUCCAUGCAUGAUGCAUCUGUUGUCUUAAAUUGAUUUUGUGGUGUGCAUGUUUCUGUACACGUUUCUUUAUCCAUUUACACACUUGUAAGAUGAAAACUUUAACCUUUUGCAUCACCCGCUGAACUGUGAAAGAAAAACAGACAGCUGAAUGGUGUAAAAUGAACAGUACACACUGACUUGUCUCCCUAAAUUUCUGUAUUCAUCAUUUAUACUAGAAUGCUUAAUCCCAGAUCCUCUGUGCUAUUGUAGAGUCAUUAUUUCCACUCUAAAUUGAAUGCAAUGUUUAUAUUGUAGUCUGAACAUCUGUCACGCACUUAUGCACAUACUAACAGAGCUGUAGAUAGUCACGUCUGUGUUUUGGAAAUACAAAAAUGUCAGUACUAAUUUAAAGUGCCUUUUUUUUUUAAAACAUUUGACCUGUUUCUGUUGUUUUCCUGUCAUCUGUCUUUUGAAAUUGUAUUUCCACUAUCUUUUGUUGUUUAUGACGUUUUCUAUACAAAUACAAUACUACCAAACUUUUGUGACUGUAAAAUCAAUGGAAACCAUUUAUAUGCAGCAUUAAACUUUUUAUUCCUGCUUUGUACUAACCGGCAUAACUAUCAGUGAAUCAUUUUCUGUAUAACGUAUUUUAUAAUGAUGUUUUAUUUAAACUAUACCUGCAACAAGGUCUUGGAUGUGUUGAAUCUUGAGGAGAAAAAGGAACAAAAUAAAUGUAAUGACUAAA